AUGGAGGCGCAGUGCUGGCGCAGCGCAGCGUUUGACUGCACGCCCCAGCCAUCAGCCUGCUGCCCUGACUGGAUGGCGGGGCUCCCCGAUUCCCUGCCCCUCUCCCGCCUCUCAAUCCCUGGCACCCACGACUCCCUCAGCCUGUUCGGUGGCCGGCGCCUGCGGUGCCAGAGCUGGGGCCUGGAGGCUCAGCUGGCAGCUGGUGUCCGCUUCCUGGAUGUGCGCUGCAGGCUGGCACGGGGCGAGCUCCAUGUGUACCAUCUCUGCACCUUCCAGCGGGCCAGCCUGCGGGGGGUCCUGCGCCGCACCCUGCGCUUCCUCCGCGCACACCCCGGUGAGGCUGUGCUCAUGCGCAUCAAGGAGGAGCUGCCCAUCUUCUCCCGGCCUGGCUUCGCCUCCCAGCUGCAGCGCUGCUUACUGGAGGAGGGACAGGGCUGUGUGUGGUGCCGGGAGGAGGUGCCAACGCUGGGCCAGGUGCGAGGGAAGAUUGUGGUGCUGGAGGCGCUGGCGCAGGAGGUGCUGGGCAUCCCCUAUGAGCAGCUGAGCAUCAGUGAUGCCUGGAACGUGCUCUCACUGGAGCGCAAGUGGGUGCAGGCACGGCGGCACCUGGAGAGGGCGGCCAGCGGGGACCCUGCCACCAUGCACCUCACCUUCUGCUCUGGCAACGGGCUCUUCACCUGCCCCGAGGAGGUGGCCCGCUUUGUGAACCCACGCUGCUACCAGCACCUGUGGCGCCGGCGGGGACGGCCCGUGUGCUGGGGGGUGGUCAUCAUGGACUUCCCUGGGGCAGGACUUCUCCGGCUCAUUGUGGAGAGCAAUGGUCUGCAGGCCAGCAGACACAUUACAGCGGCCCCCAGCAGCCCCACCGUGCCCUCGCGGCACCCACAGCAGAGGGGAGAGGCGCGGCAGCCGGCACAGCUCCGCUCACUGCCCGCGCUGGUGCUCAUCAGGACGGACGCUGCUCCCAGCCCCACGACUCUGCCGAAGGAUGUGAGUGCCUUUAAGAGCAGAAGUGGGUUUUCUAGCUGCUGGGCACCAGGAAGCCUUUGA
Messenger RNA from Pezoporus flaviventris, 1050 nucleotides. Its product is annotated as 1-phosphatidylinositol phosphodiesterase-like. The record is from RefSeq and is a predicted model, not a curated record. Gene Ontology annotation, molecular function: phosphoric diester hydrolase activity. Gene Ontology annotation, biological process: lipid metabolic process. Lineage: Eukaryota; Metazoa; Chordata; Aves; Psittaciformes; Psittacidae.